Messenger RNA from Symbiodinium sp. CCMP2592, 765 nucleotides. Lineage: Eukaryota; Dinophyceae; Suessiales; Symbiodiniaceae. The record is from the annotation of a GenBank genome assembly.
AUGAGCGGAGCGCAACUUGGGUACCGAUUUACUUUCAUUGACGUGACGGAGGAUGGCAAGACGGACGGUGAUGAUCACCGUGCACGGGCCCGCAGCCUUCCCCCAAUCCGGGCAUCCGUGGCAAACUCGGAGACUCUGGUCGUAGAUGCAUGGGCGCAUCUUCAUCUUCGCACUCUCCGACAAGGGCGGGAUGCAACAGUCUUCGAGCCGCCCGCGCCAAACCGUGGCAGUGUGGGACACCCAACACUGUGCAGUCGCCCAUGCAUCUACGUCGCAAAGCAGGGGCAGUGCCAGAAAGGUGUGGCCUGUGGGUUUUGUCAUCAUGAUCAUCACAGUGGCCCGAAUGACCCCAAACCCGACAAGCAGCAGCGCCGCUUGAUGAGCACGAUGCCUAGGGCAGAGCUGCUGGGCCUUCUCGCAGAGCUACUUCAGGAUCGUGCGGAGCAAGAUGGAUUCCAUGAUGUGGGUUUCGUGGUCGCGGCUCCUUGGUCGAUUAGAUGGCGCUUACCAUGGUUGGAUAUGGUAGGUGGGUUGCUCGAUGGUGCACAGCUUGCCUGCGGCGCAACCGAGGCUGUGGCUGUCCAGGCAGGACUCCGUCCAAGCCGCCCGCAGACGAAGUCUCGAAAGCUUGCCAACUUGCGCCAGGUGAUCGGGCGCAUGAACUUCUCCGCCAUCCUCUCGAUAGCUCUGCGUCACUGUGAGGGCCACAGCAAGGCUUCGAUCCUGCAGGAGCUGAAGGCUCUGCGAAACAAUGUGACUUUUUAA